CACAGUUCCUAUUAUUGUGUCCUGUCCACUCACCUUAAGCGGUACUCACGUCAGGAGCUGCUCUCAUAAUUCGGCUACUCAAGUCAGUACAGGUGUUUUCUGAGCGAGAAGAAAAGUUACAGGACUUAGAUAUAAUGCUUAUUUCUAUAAAGCAAGAAACUUGAUUCUUUAAGCAACCGAUGCUUGAGUCCUGUUGCGAUAUCUUUUGUGUAACGCGUUGUUGUCAUCGAUUAAGUGUUUUUGAACAAAUUUUGGAAAAUUGAUUUUACACUCCAACAGCAAAUAAUGACAGAUUCACUAUUAAACUUCCAGGCUCUCAUGAACCCUGCAAGAUCAAGUGCAUUUAUUAUGAGCAAUCCACAACUAGCUGCAUUGCAUAAUAUGGCGGAAAAAACACCGGGUUUAGCCUACCCCACAGGACAGGUCCGCAAAGCAUUGUCGCCUUCAGGCACACCACAUGGAAUCAACGAUAUUUUGAGUAGGCCAGAGUCAGCAGGGGCAUUCUUUGCAACACCUAUGGGUAUUCCUCGUUUGAACUCUUUUGCAUCUAGCUUUUACUUGAAUCGACUUGCUAAGCCCCUUAGCGAACUAGCGGGACAUGCAAGUUCAGGGCCGUCACCUUUAUACUGGCAUCCCGCGAGUAUUUUCCAGGCUCCGUCACCGUGGGCUGACCGUUUAGCGUGUGCUUCAGCAGCAGCGGCACAAAGCCAGGGCAUUACAGUAGAUAAAGAUGGUAAAAAGAAGCAUACACGCCCCACAUUUUCCGGACAGCAGAUAUUUGCUCUAGAGAAGACAUUCGAGCAAACUAAGUAUUUAGCAGGACCUGAAAGAGCUCGGCUGGCCUACGCGCUCGGGAUGACUGAAAGUCAAGUAAAGGUCUGGUUUCAAAACAGACGAACCAAGUGGCGCAAGAAACAUGCGGCAGAGAUGGCCUCCGCUAAGCGACGACAAGAUUCAGAAACACAGGAUUUAGUCGCAGCUAAAGCAAGUUUACCAAACGACAGGGAGUUGGACAGAAACGAGCCUGACAUUCCCGCCAAAAGAAUCAGAGUUGAAAGCAACGAGGAUGAGGAAAAAUCAGACUCAGAGAGUCUCAACUGAUGAAUGUAAAAAAAAACUGUUAUAUUUUCAAUAAACAAAGUAGACACUGUAUCGAGAAGGAGAACGCCGGCGGAGGGGGUAGAGGCGUCGGUCGCUAUAGAGAGGGGAGCAUCUGAAUUUGUACUGUGAUGUCGGUAACUAACAGUACGUGUUGUUUACAGAUAAUCCACUCGAAAAAUGUAACCAUUUAACCACAUUCCGAUAAUUAUUUUGCUCAAAGAAACAAUUCACCUUAUUUACACGCAUAUGGCAUGUAACGUGCCAAAAUGAAUUGUGAAUUGUUUUCUCAACGGACUCUGAUAUUAGAGCUGUUAGCGAUGCAGAUAUGGACUAUCAUUAUUGGAUAUUUUUUUCAAAUGUAAGAAAAACAAAUCAAGAUCUAUGGUAGGGACUUUAGUUUAUUCGAUGACGUCACAUGUUAUUAUUUUUUUACGAGCUAUGCACAAUCUUACUGUAAGCAACUUGAGUGCACGGAAUAGGGUAUGCGUUGAGAGAAUAUAUUAAAUUAAUUACUUGAAAUGCAAUGAAGGCGCAUAUCGCUUGAAUAUGGGGCCUGGGCUGAAUUGAUUAAGUACCUACAAUAGGCCUACCAUCCUACCAUAAGAUGAUGAGCGCACUGAUUAAAAGCCAUAAGGCGUCUGUCUCACAAUCUGACGUCAUAUUUUUGGUUGGCUCACUAUAAAUACUCCUAUUAAAUGAGUGGCCGGCGCAGCAGAAUGCCUUAGCCUUCCAACCGAAUAGACAAGCUCGAGACCGAUACACUGGGUCACAUUGCUUGCGUCCAUGAGUAUAACGGACCUUUUCGGAGUGCCAAUCAAACUGCCAGCUGGCCAAUCAGAACAGGACAAGGAUUACGCACAUGUCCCACAAAUGUACUUGUUGUGAGAAACCUUUAGCAACAAUAUCCAAUGGGCGGGGCUUAGAGGAAAGAUCCAUUGGUUAAGGACCUUUAAUCUGUUCUAAAAUACAUGAAUGUAUGGAAUACGGUAUUCCACCGGGUAGCAGAAGGACGACCAUCGUGCAUAGUAGACUUUGAUAUUAACUGCGCUAUUCACUAAAAGCAGUUACUCUAUGCACGUGUUUAUUAAAUUCAGCUAACUUUACCAUCCUAUAAAUUCUCUAUCAAAAGGUAGAAUGUAUUGAUGAUACGCGCUAGUGUGACGUCAUAUCUUGGGACAGUUUCAUAUUUUUUCUACAAUAUCGUAUUAAUUUUAUUUUUGACUCGCAUAAUAAUCACUAGUUAGAUAUUGAGUCGGUAUUUAUAUCGGUCAUAUUUUGAAUUUACUCUCCGCACAAUGUUGACUCAUAUCAUGGAGGAAUUAGUUUAGACUAAUUCCUCCAUGAUUUUAUCUAUCUAUCGAUAGUCGCCCAUGCGCACAUAACUAAAUGACGCCCUCACAAACCAUUAACUUUCUUAAUGAAAAAUAACAAUGGGAAUAUGAGUGAGCCGGUAUUGAUCAAACAAUUGUGACAAAUUUAAAUUAUCUACAGCUACAGCUCAUACCGUAUAAUUUCUUUUGUAGCUAUUGUGCCAAGUUUGUUUGAUUUGCGCAGUCGAAACACUGCACAAGUAUCUUCUGAUGAGAAUUCGAAUCUGCACCUGAAUUGAAAAUAUUGCGCAGUUCCGAAACUUUGCAAGAUAAUCUUGGGCAAUUAAAAUAGUCUAAACUUAUCCUUUAUGAAAUACAAAAUCAAAUAUACUCUAAAUAUUUUUUAUUUUUUACAACUUAAAUAACUGCAGUCUGUGUCGUAAAUUAAAUAGCUUAAGUAACAAUCUGCAAUCAUACGUUUUAUCACUGUUGAUAUCAAAAUAUCAGCGGAGUUAUCAAACAUGUACGUUUAACCUAUACGUAUGCCAAUUUUUGCAGGUCCUCAAAAUUGCGCGUAACAUAGGCCUACUAUUUAGUUUUGUGCGUUUAUCGUACUAUGAUUUUAUUUUCAGUAGAUGAAAAAUAUAAUAAGUUUCUUUAUAAAAUUGUUUUUAUGAUCCUUUUGGAUUUUUGUUGUUGUUAUAUCUCUUGAAUUAUACCAAAGUAGGCCUACACUUUUAAUCUCUGAUUUGCGCGUCAAUAGAAGCAUGGAUGUGCACAUCAAAAAUCGCGUGGAUGACGUUCACUAUGAUAAACAAUUCCUUAUGUAAUGGUAAAUAUGAAACAUGUCAUACUUAUCACUGCGUUGCUUCGAUAAGCUUAAGUACGCAGCUUCUCUAGAAGAACAUUAAGUUGGUUCUUAUUGUAAGAUAAAUUGGAUCUUUAACAUUAUCGUAAUCUUUUAUUGUAGUGCACAGCAAAAUUCCAUACUUCAGAUCGGAGAAUCUGUAUUUGUGUAAUGAAAAAAAUGCAUAUCCGUUUUCCAUUACAUAUUUCCAGAUGACAUUAACAGUGUUAAUGACACUAAGAGGCGCGUGUCCUAGACAAAACAAAACUUUCAAUAAGACAUUAGAAAUUAUGGAUGGCGUUUCUUGAUUUAUGUUUUCAAGAAUAUUGAUACUUGACAAUAAUCCGGAAUUUUACAAAUAAUUCUGGCGUAUUCUUUCUGUAAAAAAAAAACAAAAAAAAAAAACAAACUCCAACCGUUGUAGGCAUAUAUUGGACCCUGGCAUACGUGUGUGACUAAACUGUGUAUUUAAAAGGAUAUUAGGUGGAAAAUCCGAUCUUAAAUGAUGAGUGAAGUGAUGUGUACGGUUACAGAUAUCGUUUAUGUGUGCAAACAAUUAAACUAUACUCGUAUAUACAACAUGUAUAUUAUGUCGAUGUUCUUGUUGUAAAUAAUAAAAAAAAAAUCAUGUAUAUAUUUAACAGGUAUAAUAUAGUUGGAAGUUGUCAAAUGCCGACUCUUGCGUGUGUGUAGUGAAAUAUGUUUAGUUAGACAAAUUAUAUUAGCCAAGUAGUGAUUUAAUUGCGAUAUCAACGUAUGCAUAUUUUAAUGAUAAUAAACAUGGGAGCGGGAAAUACAUGGAUUAUUUAUAUCUUGUAUUUUUCAUAAAUUAUAACUUUGUAAUUAAGCAUAAUUUAACACCCUGUAUUUUUUAAGCUCAAUUUUUUUGUUCAAAAUCUAGAAACGUUGUCAACAGAUUUUGUGAUAACAGAUAUACAUAAAAUAUACUGUCUGCGCUCAAUACUAGGCCUAAUGAUAAUAAUAAUAAUAUUGAUUACGACGUUAUGAUAAAUAAGUGUUUUAUAAUAAUUAUAUUUUUAUUAUUAUUAAUUCUUAUUAUUUAUCUAUAUCAUUUAUUUUCAUAUUAUUAUUAUCAUUUAGAUAAUGCAUUCGUAUUUAAAUAAAAAUUAUAACGAAAAAAUAAUUUCCUCAUUAAUUUACCGACGCAUAAAUAAUACUAUUUUGUUAUAACCUUUAAACUGAGGGCUGAAAUGCGACGUCACUGGGCCUAGAUCCCUGACGUCAUCGUCUCGGUACUUUAUUGGCUGCUAAUAAUUUAACGUUUUAAAUCAGCUAAAACUUAAUUAUUUGAAAAUAAUAUAUGUCACACUAAUAUUUAUUACUUUAAUUGAUCGUUUCAAAUGUGCAAUUCAUAUGCUAUAUGUUUACAGUUAUUACGACAGACAGUAUAUUUUUAUGUAAGCACAUUCUUUCAAUAAGCAUAUCGUUGUUGUUUUUUUUAAAUCAAUAAUAACAACAACAAAUACUACACAAAUGAGUUUGUGAUAGCAGGUACUAAAUAAAAUAUUGUUUUACAAUAUUUCUUUAAAAAAAACAUUAUUUAUUUAAUAAAACCAACGCAUUCGUUAAAUUUCAGUGAAUCGUCACUAAAGUUUUUUGUUAGAAAUCACCAAUCGAUGAAUCUAAAAUCAAGUAAAAACUGAUUGUUCAACUAGCGACUCAUUAAAACUGUUUAUUUCACAAGGAACGAGUCCCAAGUUGCACGUUUAUACCUACCAUGCUUAUAAAGCAACCUUGUAUAAAAAUAUUAAGUGCGGGGUGGCAUUUUACUUUUCUUUCGAUGAAAACAAACAAAUAAAUAAAUACUGAAACAGUAAACGAAA
Molecule: messenger RNA, 5102 nt
Organism: Anneissia japonica
Lineage: Eukaryota; Metazoa; Echinodermata; Crinoidea; Comatulida; Comatulidae
Product: homeobox protein Nkx-6.2-like
Exons: 3
Coding region: 286-1101 (271 amino acids)
Biological process (GO): cell differentiation; regulation of transcription by RNA polymerase II
Cellular component (GO): nucleus
Molecular function (GO): DNA-binding transcription factor activity, RNA polymerase II-specific; RNA polymerase II cis-regulatory region sequence-specific DNA binding
Source: RefSeq, a predicted model, not a curated record